GGGACUGGGACGAGGAGCUGGAAGGCGAGGACGAGGGAGUGAGGAUGACCAGGACGGACACCCUCCACUCCACCACCAGCUCCACUGGAACGCAACGUAGGCGAGGACAACACGCUAAGAAACAAGUCCAGGGCACCAAUCAGGUGCAACGAGCUCCCCGAGCGUUGUUCUGCCUGAAGCUCAACAACCCCAUCAGACGUGCUGCGCUCUCCAUUGUUGAAUGGAAGCCAUUUGACAUCUUCAUCCUGCUCGCCAUCUUUGCUAACUGUGUCGCUUUGGGUGUGUCCAAACCAUUUCCUGAAGAUGACUCCAAUUCCACCAACCAUGACCUGGAACAAGUGGAAUAUGUCUUCCUCAUCAUCUUCACUGUGGAAACCUUCCUGAAGAUACUGGCUUACGGUCUGGUCAUGCACCCUAGUUCUUACAUCCGCAACGGCUGGAACCUUCUGGACUUUGUCAUUGUCAUCGUCGGUUUGUUCAGCGUGGUCCUGGAGACCAUGACGCACAAGUCGGGCGAGCAGGCGAGCACGCACCACAUGCCGGGAAAACCUGGCGGUCUGGACGUCAAAGCCUUGCGCGCCUUCCGGGUCCUGCGGCCCCUUAGGCUGGUUUCGGGAGUUCCCAGUCUGCAGAUCGUGCUGAACUCGAUCAUGAAGGCCAUGGUUCCCUUGCUCCACAUUGCUCUGCUGGUCCUCUUCGUCAUCAUCAUCUACGCCAUCAUCGGCUUGGAGCUCUUCAUUGGACGCAUGCACAGAACCUGCUACUACAUAGAAACUGACACGUACGUGGAGGACGACCCGGUGCCGUGCGCCUUCGCGGGUCACGGCCGCCAGUGCACGGUGAACGGCUCCGAAUGCCGCGGGCGCUGGGACGGGCCCAACGGAGGCAUCACCAAUUUUGACAACUUCUUCUUUGCCAUGUUGACGGUGUUCCAAUGUAUCACCAUGGAGGGCUGGACCGACGUCCUGUACUGGAUGAACGACGCCAUUGGCUUCGAGCUGCCGUGGGUCUACUUUGUGAGUCUGGUCAUCUUUGGCUCCUUCUUCGUUCUCAACUUGGUUCUUGGCGUCCUCAGCGGAGAGUUCAGCAAGGAAAGGGAGAAGGCAAAAGCUCGCGGAGACUUCCAGAAGCUCCGCGAGAAGCAGCAAAUGGAGGAAGACCUCUGCGGAUACAUGGACUGGAUCACACAGGCCGAGGACAUGGACGAGCUGGACGAGGAUGGAAACUCGCGUGAGUCUGUGUUUGUGUGUCGUUUUGCAAGUGUGUGUGUGAAGAUACACGAGAGGAUUUUGUGUGCUUGUGUAGGUCCAUCUCUGGGUGAUCUCUCUGAUAAGAAGAAAGGGAAGUUUGGAUGGUUCAGUCACUCCAAUGAAACGCACGCAAGUCUUCCCGCCAGCGAAACGGCGUCUGAGAACACGGAGAACAUCGAUGAAGAACACACCAACUGCUGCCAGGCCUGCUGUGCUCGAAUGAUGAAGAUCAGCUGCUGUCGAACCCUGCGACGCUGGAACCGAGUGUGUCGCAGGAACUGUCGCACUGCGGUCAAAUCGGUGACGUUCUACUGGCUGGUCCUGCUGCUGGUCUUCCUCAACACAUCCCUCAGCGCCUCCGAGCACUACAAUCAACCUGAUUGGCUGACGCAGGUGCAGGAUAUCGCCAACAAGGUGCUGCUGUCACUGUUCACGGUGGAGAUGCUUCUGAAGAUGUACAGCCUGGGCCUGGCGCAUUACUUUGUGGCGUUCUUCAACCGCUUCGACUGCUUUGUGGUGUGCGGCGGCAUCAUGGAGACAAUCCUGGUGGAACUGGACAUCAUGCCACCGCUGGGAAUCUCCGUGCUCCGUUGCGUCCGGCUACUGCGAAUCUUCAAGGUCACGCGCCAUUGGACGGCGCUGUCCAACCUCGUCGCGUCUCUGCUCAACUCCAUGAAGUCCAUCGCCUCGCUUCUGCUGCUCCUCUUCCUCUUCCUCAUCAUUUUCGCCCUGCUGGGCAUGCAACUCUUUGGUGGCAAGUUCAACUUCGAUGAGACGCAGACCAAGCGCAGCACCUUCGACGCGUUCCCACAGGCGCUGCUCACCUGCUUCCAGAUCCUGACAGGUGAGGACUGGAACGUGGUGAUGUACGAUGGCAUCAUGGCGUACGGUGGCCCCGUCUUUCCCGGGAUGAUAGUCUGCAUCUACUUUGUCAUCCUCUUCAUUUGCGGAAACUACAUCCUGCUCAACGUCUUCUUGGCCAUUGCUGUGGACAAUCUGGCCGGAGGCGACGGAGACGACAAAGAGAAAGAGAAGAAGACGGAGGGAGCAGAGGAGGAAGAACCGGAGGAGGAGAAGCAAGUGAAGGUGGACAUUGACGAGGACACAGAGUACGAGGAAGAGGAGGAGCUUCCGGAAGGCGAAGAUGACGGCGGCGUGCAGCUGAAGAUGGCUGACUUGGCCCCGCCCAAAGAAAAGGUUCUUCCCAUCCCGGACGGCAGUGCGUUCUUCUGCCUGAGCAAGACAAACCCCAUCCGAGUGGCGUGCCACACUCUGAUCCACCACCACAUCUUCACCAACCUCAUCCUGGUCUUCAUCAUCCUCAGCUCGUGCUCAUUGGCUGCGGAAGAUCCCAUCAGAGCGCACUCCUUCCGGAACAACGUUCUGGGUUAUGCCGACUAUGCCUUCACCUCCAUCUUCACUGUGGAAAUCCUGUUCAAGAUGACGGUCCACGGAGCGUUCUUGCACCAGGGAUCCUUUUGCAGGAACUGGUUCAACUUGUUAGAUCUCCUCGUAGUCAGCGUGUCGCUCGUCUCCUUCUUCCUGCAUUCCAGUGCCAUCUCGGUGGUAAAGAUCCUGAGGGUCCUCCGGGUGCUCAGACCUCUGAGGGCCAUCAACAGAGCCAAAGGCCUCAAGCACGUGGUCCAAUGUGUGUUUGUGGCCAUCAGGACCAUCGGCAACAUCAUGAUCGUCACAACGUUGCUCCAGUUCAUGUUUGCGUGUAUCGGGGUACAACUCUUCAAGGGUAAAUUCUAUCGCUGUACUGAUGAGGCCAAACAUACACCUGAACAGUGCAAAGGGACAUUUGUGGUUUACAAAGAUGGAGAUGUAAACCAUCCGAUGGUGCGAGAAAGAAUUUGGCACAACAGCGACUUCAAUUUUGACAACGUGCUCAUGGGAAUGAUGGCGCUCUUCACCGUGUCUACUUUUGAGGGCUGGCCCGCCCUGCUAUACAAGGCCAUCGACGCCAACGGGGAGAACUCGGGUCCCAUCUACAACUAUCGUGUGGAGAUCUCCAUCUUCUUCAUUGUCUAUAUCAUCAUCAUCGCCUUCUUCAUGAUGAACAUAUUCGUGGGUUUCGUCAUCAUCACUUUUAGGGAGCAAGGAGAACAGGAGUACAAGAACUGUGAACUGGACAAGAACCAGCGUCAAUGCGUUGAGUACGCUCUAAAAGCUCAGCCCCUAAAGCUCUACAUCCCCAAGAACCCGGUCCAGUACAAGUUCUGGUCCAUCAUCAACUCCACAGCCUUUGAGUACGUCAUGUUUGUGCUCAUCCUGCUCAACACCGUCACCCUCGCCAUCCAGCACUACGAGCAGUCUAAGACCUUCAGCCACAUCAUGGACAUCCUCAAUAUGGUCUUCACUGGACUCUUCACUGUGGAGAUGCUGCUCAAAUUGUUAGCCCUCAGACUCAGGCAUUACUUCGUGGAUGCGUGGAAUUCCUUUGACGCUCUCAUCGUGGUUGGCAGUGUGGUAGACAUCGUCGUGACCGAGUUCAGCAGCGGAGAGGACAGCUCUCGAGUGUCCAUUACUUUCUUCCGGCUCUUCCGAGUGAUGCGAUUGGUCAAACUGCUGAGCAAAGGGGAGGGCAUCCGAACUCUGCUGUGGACAUUCAUCAAGUCGCUACAGGCGUUGCCGUAUGUCGCCCUGCUCAUCGCCAUGAUCUUUUUCAUCUACGCGGUCAUCGGCAUGCAGACGUUUGGGAAGAUUGCCAUGCAGGAUCACACGCAGAUCAACAGGAACAACAACUUCCAGACUUUUCCUCAAGCCGUCCUCCUUCUCUUCAGGUGUGCGACGGGCGAGGCGUGGCAGGAGAUCAUGCUGGCCAGUCUUCCCGGGAAACGCUGUGAUCCCGAGUCCGACUACGAGCCAGGAGAAGAGUUCAGCUGCGGAAGCAACUUUGCUAUUGUUUACUUCAUCAGCUUUUUCAUGUUGUGUGCCUUCCUGAUCAUCAACUUGUUUGUGGCGGUCAUCAUGGACAACUUUGACUACCUAACCCGCGACUGGUCGAUCCUCGGUCCACAUCACUUAGAUGAGUUCAAGAGGAUCUGGUCAGAAUAUGAUCCAGAGGCCAAGGGUCGCAUUAAACACUUGGAUGUUGUGGCCCUACUUCGAAGGAUACAACCUCCCCUUGGCUUUGGAAAACUCUGUCCUCACAGAGUAGCGUGUAAGCGUCUGGUGGCUAUGAACAUGCCUCUAAACGCAGACGGCAUGGUGACCUUCAACGCCACCCUCUUUGCGCUAGUCCGCACCGCACUUAAGAUCAAGACCGAAGGCAACCCAGAUCAGGAGAACGAGGAGCUAAGGGGGAUCAUCAAGAAGAUUUGGAAGAGAAUGAAACCAAAACUUCUGGAUGAAGUCAUUCCACCACAUGAAGAGGAGGAAGUGACAGUUGGGAAGUUCUAUGCCACUUUCCUGAUCCAAGAUUACUUCCGCAAGUUCCGUAAGAGGAAGGAGAGAGGGGGUCUGAGUGUGGAGACUGAUGCCACCAACCCAUCAGCCGUACAGUUGUGUAAAGCAGGUCUCAAGACUCUGCAGGAUCUCGGUCCAGAGAUGCGUCUGGCCCUCAAUGAAGACCUGGAGGAGGAAGAGGAGGAGGAAGAAGAGGAGGAGGAGGAGGCCAUGAGGGAAGAGGACGAGAUGGACACAGUAGGACCGCACAAUGACCGGCGGGGCUCUAUUGUGGGUGACGGCGGUAUGGUUAAUGGUGGUCUGAUGCAUCGAGUCGGUUCUCUCUGCAAAAUGUCUAAUGGCGGUGAAUACGAUGGCCACAUUUCACGACGGGACAAUCUGAGAUCAUCUGUUAAUCAUCAUCAUCACCGCCGACCCUCAGUCAAGAAUGGCCUUCUCGAAAACACCAACAAGAGGCUGUCACAUCACAAAUAUGGAAGGAAGGACUUGAGGGAUAGGCAUUGGCGGAAUGGCGACAUGGACAUGUCCAGAGAAUCACGUUACUACACAAGAGAAGACGACGCAGGCAGCAUCACUUCCACAGAAAUAUAUUACCCUGAUGAUCAUCUGCACCAUGAUGGCCACGCCCACUACAGCCACUAUGGUAAUGGCUACAGCGAUGGCAGAAGGACAACACGGAGGCGUCUUCUACCGGCCACGCCCACAGGUCGAAAGCCCUCAUUCAAUAUUCAGUGUCUGAGACGUCAGGGCAGCAGUGACGACUUACCCAUGCCUGGAACGUACCACCCCACUUCUCCUCCACGCCGCACCCGCACUCAGACGUACAGCAGUUACAACCACCCUCCAACAUCCGGUCGCUCAUCUGUGGUUUCCUCCACCUCCUGGGCCAAUCCGUGCCCUCGCCGUGGUCGCCUCCUGUACGCUCCUCUCAUCUUGGUGGAGGAGGAGAGCAGCCCAUCUUGGGGCCGAGAAAGAGAAGGAGAACGAGGAGCUGGAUGCGGCCAGGAGGACAAGCUGGCGGGAGCGGGAAGAGCAGGUGUAAGCGUGACGGGAGCGGCGCCGAGCCCUGCCUGGUACGCCGCGACGGGAGCCCCGCCUCCUUACAGAGCGUACACCACCCUCAGAGUUCCCUCUCAACUCGGCUCUCCGUUUGGCGAGAAACGUGGCUCAGCCGACAGCCUGGUGGAGGCGGUUCUCAUCUCUGAAGGUCUCGGCCUUUACGCACGCGAUCCCAAAUUUGUGGCAUUUGCAAAGCGGGAGAUCGCGGACGCAUGUCACAUGACCGUGGACGAGAUGGAAUCGGCCGCCAGCGAUCUCCUGGGGUCUGCAAGCCACGACUUCCUCAGCACCGCCGGCGCGGAACAGGCUGCACUCUAUAGCGACGAGGAGCCGAUCCGGACGGGCCGGGAGGAGGACGAACUAGCUGAUGAAAUGAGCUGUGUGACUUCACUUUGAUGGGCAGGUGUUCGCAGCCAAUCAGGGACUGUGGAGCGGGCUGUCGCCGGGGCUCCGAUGGAAGUAAAAACUCUUUCAAACGAAAGGUUUAAAUGAAACAAUGAAAAAAGAAAGUAGUGGAUGAACAUCGCGUGUCAUGCUGAAGCUUCUCCACUGAGUGGUCAUACCGGAACUCUGCAAGUUUGCAAACAAGACCUGCAGAAGAAGAACUUUGAUUCAAGUGUUGGGUGCUAUCUGUUAGCACUUACCAACCAGCUGCUUGGCAUUCUAGCUGUACAGAUGCAAAAACGUUUACUUAUUCCUCGUCUUUUUGAUAGUUUGAACAUUUUAAAGUUUCUCAGUAAACAUUACACAGUAUUUAUUUUUUUGACCUAGCUUAGCACAAACAUUAUCGUCUGUCUUGGAUGACAUGAUUCCACCAGAUGAACAUUAACAUUAGCCCGAGGUCAGUGUUAGCUGCUAAACACACCAGACCACCAACUGGCUUUCUAGCCGACCUUCACCAUGCUGUACAAUCGUCAACUGAGCCACCAUUUUUUUUUUUUUUUAUAAAGAAAAACACUUUUCAACAAUUGGUAUUUUUGGAAAUUCCACCCUAUGCUCUUAACUGUGUUGUGAGAGAGCAGCGUUCACAGAGGCACAGCGUGGUCCAUUUUGUAUGACUUUCCGAACAAACGUAUUGGCUAUUGACAGGGAUACGUAAGUGCGUCCACCAUCUUGAAUGUGUCGCCUGGAAACAUUUUGUUCUGCCCGACGCACCGGCUGCCCUGUCUUCUCAGUCAGAGCAGCAUUGAAUAACUGAACGAGUUUUCAAAUAUUUUCAAAUAUUAAUAUACAGAGUGCGCUUGGAGUGAAUUUUCAAACAUACUCAAUGACUUUUCUGCCUGUGCUAACCGUUAUCUGUUAGCUAAGGAUUCCUGUGUAGAGUACUUGACAACAAAAGAAAACUUUUCUACUUUUUCACGUGUCCCUCUUUGCAAUCACAAGCUGUGCCGCAGCUGAUGGAUGAUAUAAUACUUGAGUCAUCAGAGGAAGUUUUACAGACAUGACUAAUUGAAAUGACUGGAUCAGAUUUGAAUAAUUGAAAUUAGUUGAUCCGGCCACUAAUGGGGAAAAAAAAAUGCAGAAAUCACCAAUCGAAAUGAGUUGAUCUCAGCACGACAAAACUGAAUGAAGUCCAUCAGACAUGACUAAUUGAAGAAAUGUAAUCAGCACGUGAUGAAUCAGAAGUUUUGCAAACAUGACUGAUCGCGAUAAACUGAUCAGGCACGAUUUAUUAAAAAAAUGAGCAGACAUAACUCAUAAUGGAAAAUGGAGGGAUAAUUGAUCAGAAUAUGUUGAGCAGGCAUUACUCAUCAAAAGAAGCGAUUAGAUGAAAUGACUUCAUCAGGCUUGACUAAAUGAAGGAUGGUCAUCAGACAUGAUUAAUUGAAAAAUAUUUUUCAGACAUGACUAAUCGAAAUGCCUUGAUUAGGGAGGACUAAUUGAAGGAAGUCCAUUGGCCAUGACUAAUUGAAAAGAGCUAUUCAGACAUAACUAACCACUGGCACUUGAUCCGGCAUGACUGAUUAAAGUAGAUCAGACUUGAGUAAUCAAAGGUUCAAAGGACUCACUGGAUUCACUUACGGACUACAUGACCCCAAAACUUUUUUACUUUUUCUAGCUAGCUGUGCUGCAUCUGACAGAUUAGCUGCCUCCUGGUAGCGCAUAGCCCCAUGCGGAAGCUAAUGCCGCCUCUGUGGUGACCCCGUGAGGAGACUUUUAAGCAGGCUUGAAUUUUAUGUAUUUGUUGAUCUACUGGAAGGUGGAUUUUUAUUUUGAAUCUCAUUUUUGUUGUAAUGUUAUUUUUUUUGUAUUGAUGGUGAUCAUCAGAGAUCCUUUUGUCUUCUUGUGUUUUUCCUAAACAUCAAACGAAGGGCUCACUCACGGUUGUCCCUGCAAAUUACCACAACAAAGUCAACUCUGCAUACCUCCAAUUAAAAAAAAAACCUAUAUAUUUGUUUUUUUAAUUAUAAAAUUAUUUAUGUAUAUAUUUUUUUCAUCACUCACUGCAGACACACAAACAGACUAAACGUGUCAUAAUAGGUCUGUGCAAUUAAUUUAUUUUGACUUUAUCUAUCAGAAUAUUUUUUUUGAUACAAAUAUUUUAGAGGUAGAGUUUUCAUAGAGGUACAAUUGCACUAACGACACGGCAGCAAACAGCAAAGAGUAUGUUUACAAAAGCAGGUGGUUGACUAUUUAGCGACUUUACUGACCCAUCUAAAAAUCAUUUUUUCCAAAAAAAAAGACCAGUGACUUAAUUCCUGCUGACACAAUAAUCACAAUUUUGCAGAUGACAGGAAUAAUGUAAAUAGAACACUGAUAUUGUGUGUUUACAUAGUUGUUGUUUUUUUUGACAAAUGGGACAAUUAUUUUCACAAAAUCUGUAAAGAAAAAAAACUCACAAAAUUUCCAUUAUUUUAUUGGAAAUUGAUGAAAGUUUCA
Messenger RNA from Syngnathoides biaculeatus (alligator pipefish), 8600 nucleotides. RefSeq names its product calcium channel, voltage-dependent, L type, alpha 1F subunit (gene cacna1fb). Gene Ontology annotation, cellular component: membrane; voltage-gated calcium channel complex. NCBI's taxonomy places the organism in Eukaryota, Metazoa, Chordata, Actinopteri, Syngnathiformes, Syngnathidae. Gene Ontology annotation, biological process: calcium ion import across plasma membrane. The record is from RefSeq and is a predicted model, not a curated record. The transcript has 48 exons. Bases 45 to 6116 code for a protein of 2023 amino acids. Gene Ontology annotation, molecular function: high voltage-gated calcium channel activity.